Molecule: messenger RNA, 1662 nt
Organism: Cebus imitator (Panamanian white-faced capuchin)
Lineage: Eukaryota; Metazoa; Chordata; Mammalia; Primates; Cebidae
Product: putative neuroblastoma breakpoint family member 5
Exons: 10
Coding region: 1-1524 (507 amino acids)
Source: RefSeq, a predicted model, not a curated record
AUGAUCUUGCCUGGUUCUGUUAGUGGAAGGCAACAACAUAUCAAUGGUAUUAUAGCAACUAUUCCCUGUUUGAAUUCUCCUGACACAAACAUCAGCAUAGUGGUAACUGCCACUCAUUUGUUCCAUGAUAGGGCAGAGAUGAAAAUCCUAGAAACCAACAAGGAAUUGCGCUCCAAGCUGGCAGAGAGCCAACAGCAGUUUGAAGACCUCAAGGAGAAAUUUCUUGUAAGUCAAGCUACUGCCUACUCUCUGGCCAAGCAACUCAACAAAUACAAGUGUGAAGAGGACAAAGACAUCAUAGAUUCUGUGCUGAGGGAUGAAGUGCAGUUCAUAGAGGAGAAGCUGGCAGAGAAGCUCAGGCAAGCUGAGGAGCUCAGGCAGUAUAAAGCCCUGGUUCACUCUCAGGCAAAAGAGCUGACCCAGUUACGGCAGAAGUUACGGGAAGGGAGAGAUGCCUCCCGCUCACUGUAUCAGCAUUUGAAGGCCCUCCUCACUCCUGGUGACCCUGACAAGUCCCAGGGUCAGGAUCUCCGAGUGCAGCUGGCUGAGGGGAACAGGCUGGCAGAGCAUCUUGUCAACAAGCUCAGCCCAGAAAGUGAUGAAGAUGAAGAUGAAGAUGAAGAUGAUACAGAUGAGGAGGUCCAGAAAGUACAGCAAUCACCUGCCCCCAGGGGGUUGCAGAAGACUGAGGAAAAACAAGUCCCUCAGGACUCACUGGAGGAAUGUGCUGUCCCUCGUUCAAACAGCCACGGCGCUUCUGACUUCAACCAGCCUCACAGGAGCGCCAAAGUCACAUUUAAAGGAGACAAAGUCGACCCUGCUCUGCUUGUAGAUAGUGAAUGCUCUCAGGAUGAAGGGGAGGAAACUCCAAACUUUCUCCCAGGGAAUCAAAAGGAUCAUGAGGAAGAGGAAGGGAAAGCUCCAGUGCCCCCCAGAAACCCACAAUCAGUUGAGCCAGGUGAACUGUACAAGCUCAGGGAUUUCCUGAUCUCACCUUAUGUCUGCCUCUUUGGCAUUACCAUUGUUUAUGCUCUGUGUUCUUACUCCAGGCUGAGCCAGGAGCUGCCAGAGGUACAGGAGCAGGAAGUCCCAGAGGACUCCUUGGAUGAAAUUUACUUGACUCCUUCAGUUCAUCGUGACCUGUCUGACUUCCACCAGCCUUAUAGCGGCACCUUGUCCUCAUUGGAUGAUGAGCUCACAUGCUCUGCUCUGGAUGUAGCCUCUCCCAACCAGGAGACCUGCCCCCAAGGGACUUGCCAUGGAGACUUGAGCUACUACCUGUCAGAGUUGCAGGCUUCACAGACACAGCUGGAACCAAGUACCGGGUUGCCAAUUUCUCUGGGACUACAUCUGGAUCAAGGGUUCGACUGUGGUAAUGGCUUAGCCACGUGGGACAUUUCCUCGACCAUCUGCAGCUUCACAGCCAAUGCUCAUUCUGGGACCCAAUGUCCCUUUCAAGGUAGGGAAGGAAAGGGGAUAGGAAGCUGUAAUCCAGAUCUUGGUGGUCUUGGUGCUAUGAGUUGAGGAGAGAAUGGGGCCUCUUCAUGCUCACUCAGGGUCAAGUUGAAAUCCAUGUUGCUCCAACCCAGUGAGGUGAGAACAAGCCUGGGGCUUAGGACAAAAUCUGCUCUCAGGUCGUGGGUUUGCCACUUUCUGUUGGUU